CUUCCGACGGAAUUGUUGUGGGUGUUGGAACUGGAAGCGAAAGUGAAAGCAGAUGUUAGGUGUGUGAUGUUACAUGUGUCAAAUAACUCGACCAGUCAAGAAGCACGACGUGUACGAGUUGAAAUGACAGUCCAAUAGUGCAGUGAAAGCUGUCAGUUAAAUUUUAUGGCGCUAACUUCUGGAACAGGAGUAACUGUUGACACGUUUUCCCUUCAUGUUUAAUGAGUGAAUAUAAGGAAUGAAGCCUGUUAGUGAUAACACAAGGUGAUAGUGGCUGGGCAGAAUAAGCGAUUCGUCAGAGUCUUACGUAUUGUUAAAGAUACCACGUUUUUAUGUAUCAUUUGAAAGAAAUAAGACUCAGAUAUAAAACAGUUACUAGAAGAGACGAGAAACAGAGAACUAGUGGAUAAUGUGUUUUAUAACAAAUAUUCAGUGUAGAUCCCGGUUGUUGUGAUAUAUUACUAAUUUUAUCAGGACAUCCUUAAACAGUAUGUUUUACGGAGGUACAACAGUGAAUGAUGCGACGCAACAUAAGAAGCAUCUGUCGAUUCCUGCUGUCGGCUGCUGCAACAGUGGUGCUGACAGUGUUGGUUUUUAGACUCAUUCGUCAGAAUGAAAUCAUGGCACCCAGACUGGAAGCUCAUGGUGCAGAGCCACUGCCGCCACAGGCUCAACAUUUGGUGAAUAAUAAAGCAGCUGCUGGUGCAUCUGAAAAAAUUGAUUGGCACGAUUACAAGCAGAUUGAGAGAGAUGCCUUACGCAAGGGAAUUGGUGAACACGGGAAACCAGCAAACCUUAGUCCUGAAGAGUCCGCACUUAAAGAAUCUCUGUACAGAGAAAAUGGUUUCAAUGCUCUCCUCAGUGAUAAGAUUGCUCUGGACCGAGCUUUACCUGACAUACGCCACAAGGGGUGCAAGUCAAAGAAGUACUUGAAAAAACUUCCCACAGUGAGCAUCAUUGUUCCAUUUCAUAAUGAACACUGGAGCGCACUUCUGAGGACUGUCGUCAGUGCGAUCAACAGAUCUCCCCCAGAAUUACUCAGGGAGAUAAUACUUGUUGAUGAUUUUAGCUCUAAAGAGCAUUGCAAAGAGAAGCUUGAUAAAUAUGUAGCUGAAAAUCUACCCAAGGUCAAAGUUAUUCACUUACCUGAAAGAUCUGGUCUUAUUCGGGCACGUUUGGCUGGUGCAAGAAAAGCAACUUCAGAUGUUCUUAUUUUCCUUGACUCACAUACAGAAGCUAAUGUUAACUGGCUUCCACCUCUCUUAGAACCAAUUGCAGAAGAUUAUCGUACUUGUGUCUGCCCUUUCAUUGAUGUCAUUGCGUAUGAAACAUUUGAGUACAGAGCUCAAGAUGAAGGAGCUCGUGGUGCUUUUGACUGGGAGUUUUUCUACAAGAGGCUACCACUUCUACCUGAAGAUCUAAAACAUCCAACAGAACCUUUUAGGAGCCCAGUAAUGGCUGGAGGAUUGUUUGCUAUCAGCUCUAAAUUCUUUUGGGAACUGGGUGGCUAUGAUGAGGGACUUGAAAUCUGGGGAGGUGAACAGUAUGAGCUCUCUUUCAAGAUUUGGCAGUGUGGUGGACAAAUGGUAGAUGCACCAUGUUCUCGUGUGGGCCACAUUUACAGAAAGUUUGCUCCAUUUCCUAAUCCAGGGAAAGGCGAUUUUGUUGGAAGGAAUUAUAGGCGUGUUGCUGAAGUAUGGAUGGAUGAAUAUAAAGAAUAUUUGUAUAAAAGAAGACCUCAUUAUCGAAAGAUUAAUCCUGGUGACCUCAGCAAACAAAAGGAACUCAGGGAAAGAUUGCACUGUAAGCCAUUUAAGUGGUUUAUGGAGGAAGUUGCAUUUGAUCUCCCAAAGAAGUAUCCACCUGUUGAACCACCAGAUUUUGCUUAUGGAGAGAUACGUAGUGUGGCUGCACCAGAGUUAUGUGUUGAUACAAAUUUUGUUGGAACUGAAAAACCAUUUGGUUUGAAGGAAUGUGUGAAAGAUCGGAAAAAUGCCAAAGGACAGCAGAACUUCACAUUGACGUGGCAUAAGGAUAUUCGUCCCACUGGGCGCACAGUGUGUUGGGAUGUAUCUAGUACUGAGAGUAAGGCGCCUGUAACCCUCUACGGUUGCCAUGGUUUACAGGGGAACCAGUUGUGGAGGUAUGAUCCGGUGAACCAGUGGCUUGUGCAUGGAGGAAAUCCACGGUGCUUGGACUGUGAUCCAGGUAGUCUAAAAAUGUAUGUUACCAAGUGUGAUGGUGCAUCUUUAACACAGAAGUGGAGGUUUGAAAAUAUUGAUUUCAAAGCUUUAGCAAAUUGGGACAAUGUUGGGCCUCAUUGAAUUUUGGUAGUAUUCCUCAUCAAUUUGUUCUCAUGAGUCAUAUAAAAAGAAAAGAAGCUAUAUAAUCAAUAUUUGACACAACAGUGUGAACUUGAAAAGUACAUAUGUUUUAGUUAAAUAAUUAGUGUGUUACGUUCUGUGUGGUCUCUCUUCACAUGGUAAUAGGUUGGCUUUACUUCAAAUAGCUAGCUUGACAAUUUCAUUGUUUAUUGACACUGGAUUUAGUUUAAAUGUUUACCCAUUGUAUGAAAAUGAGGACAACUUGAUGAUUAGUAAUGUACUGGAGACGGUAACUAUAUAAAUGUAAUUAUUUUCAGUUUUCAACUGUGAACUCAAUGGGUGUGCUUGUUGUCACUUGCUUACAAAACAUACACUGAAGAAAAUAAGUAGCUUGCAUGAGUGCAUACGUGUAUCAGUUCCUUUUUCUAAAGUGCUAAAUAAAAAAUUGACAGGUUAAUCUUCUGCAUGAGUUGCACUAUUGAUAUUUGAUCUCUAAAAGACUGAUAUCCAUUGAAAUAAUUACUAAUGAAGGGUGCUCAAUUUUGCAUUUAUUUAUUUGUAGUCUGAGCUAAAAGGUUUGGAUGCUGUUUUCUCUUCCUGCAUAGGGUAAACAAUUUUGUACUGUUGGGGUGUAAUUGUUCUGGGAUUUACAUGUAUUUUUUGUUUUGGUAAAAGUGUGCAGCUUCAUGUUUGAAAACAGAUUUUGUAAUCUAUCCAGCUAUAGUUUAUCAGUACGGAAAAUGUGUUGUUGCCAUACAUCACAUAUUGUAAAAGUGAAAGAAGUAUCCGGCAAGAAUGAAGAUGCCACAUUCUGUACAGAUGCUUUUCACAAUGCUAGCAGAAACAUGUAGAAGUAGAACUGCAUAUGUGAAUUUAUUGUUUUGACCUUUUUAUAUACUGUACCAAAUGCAUAUCUUGUCAUUUUGGUGUCAUGCUAACUUACUGUUUCCUUUCUGGUUUCUAAUAACACUAUAUUUUCUUCUGUUUGAAUCCCAAUUCAUGUUUUGGUUCAAGAAACAUAGGUUCAGUAGUUAUUUUUCUGUUUCUGAUUUUUUUCGCUACCAACAUAUUAACUUCAUCUCAAAUAUUUAAUCCUAGCCUGUUUACUGUAAAUUAUAUGAAUGGAAGAAAGCAAAUUUCCUGUAAGAGUACUUUUUGAUGUCUGUGACACAUGUGUUUGACACAAAAAACAAUGGAUCAGUUUGCCAUUUAUUUGCUUACAACCUUCUUUAACUGGUUGAUACGAAUGUAAAUGGUUCGUAUAACUGCUCUUAAUAACUACAGUUAUUGUUUGAUUCGGAGUUGAAUCAGUUUGGUAAAUUGUACACAUUGGUACCAAAACAUAUUAAUUUUGAAACCUACAUAGUUUUCUUUGAGUUAACCACUUCAGUGUUUGUUGAGAGAGAAACUGGGAGAAUGUGUUAACCAGUACGGUUGAGGGAGUCCCACAUUAACAAAAUUAAUUAUGGGAAGUCUGAUUUAAAAUAUCUGCCAUAAUUUAUCCAACUUUCCUUAAUUUAUUCUUGUCUUUUAUAAUACAUAUUGAUUAAGUGGUGCAGGCAGCUGUUUUUCCCCAGGUGUCAGCUUCUUCCCCUAAUUGUAUUUUUCAGUCAAUAGUUCAGAUUCUUUUAUAAGUUUAUACAGUAAGGGAGCUAAUAGAAGUGUCAACAUUAAACAUGGGCUGGAACAUAGUAUUUAUGAGAGUACUAAUCCAAAUAGCAGAAACACUGAUGUUGGCUAGAUUGGAUGUGGGGGGAAAUGGAAGGUGUGUGCUGUGGGGGAAGAGGAAUAGGACAAGAUAAAAGAUAGGGUCAGAAAAGAUAUUACUUGAGUGGAACAUGUGAGUACAUGUAAGGCCAGUGUGGGGAACUGCUUAGAGAAACAUUCAGAACAAAGAAGAGAAUACAGAGGGGCAGUGAAAGAUCCGUCAUACUCCAAGGAUAAAAUAACGAUUAGUUACAAGUGAUGAUGCAGUGUGAAGUAGAAAAGUUAAAAGUUGAGUGGAAGGUUUGUGUGGGAAGGCACUUAAUCAGUCCCUCCUACUAUGGCCCCACCACCUCCCCCUGCACAGUCUGUUUUCCUCAACAUUUCUGCUAUAAUACAACUGUUAUUAUCAUAUAUUCUAAAGAGAAAAAUCAUGAAAAUAUAUUUUGUGCCAAGGUUUAAAAUUAUAGAAACAUAAAGGGCUUGAAAUAAAUGCUUUUUAAUUUAUUGGUUUUUAUAUACACAAUGUUGAGAUAAGAUGAUAGUUCAUAAAGUGUGGUCACUAGUGCAACAAAAGAGUUUAGCAUAGAGAUACAUUUCCUUUUAUCCAAAGUCCCUUUUCUUAUAUCUGACUUGAGAGCUAUAUGUUAUGUUACGUGAAGUCCUCUCCACUUCCAUUUUAUGUGCCUGCUGCAAAAUCCAUGUCCAACUGAGAUUGUGUUCUGUUGUCACUGAAUGGUCUGUAGGUGUAAUGGUGACUUUAAAUUGUCCCCCUUUUCCUUUUUGUGUCUUUUCUCAUGAUAAGAACUCCUCAGUGUUCUCUCUCUCUCUCUCUCUCUCUCUCUCUCUCUCUCUCUCUCUCUCUCUCUCUCUCUCUCUCCCCCUCCCUCCCUCCCUCCCUCUCUCCCCCCCCUCCCUCUCUCUCUCUCUCUCUCCCCUCCCCCCUCUCCCUCUCCCCCAAGAUAUAAAAAGGCAAAAUAGUUUCUACUUUGGUAAGCAUUAUCAUAAUUCACAUUUCUUUUCUCAUGGAAAGUAAAAAUGACAUACCCUAAAUUAGGAACCACAUACCAUACUGAAGUUUCUGAAAAUUUUAUUCAAAAUGUUACGAAGCUUAUAACUGAUGAAGAUGCAGUCUUAUAUUUUAGGAUAUUGCCGCUUGGUUUGAUUAUAAAUUUCUAUUGUAUGGUAGAUGAUAAAUUUUUACUAAUAACCAGCAUUUCUCCAUUUGUAAUCAUCAUAUUUUUCUUCCAUUUCUAUAGAAUACCUUCUUUGGAGCCCAUGUCUUAAUUCACUAUGUCUUCAAACCUGAUCUUAUUCUCUGUGUGUAUAAUGGUCAUUUGACACUAUGUUGAAUGUUAAGAAUUUUCAUCCUAGGCUGUUUGUCUCUCCAUGUUGGCUUUGUCCUUCUCAUGAGAUCUCUUACCUGAGACGUAAAGAAAUUCUGAACUCAGUUCAUUUCCCAUACUUUUCUCUCAUUGUACUAGCAUCUUACUGGUACAUAAAAAUGGUAAUAUUAUUUGUGUAAUUUUGUGCUAGAUCUUUCUUGAAACUGAAGCUUUUCAUAUAUGAACAUUGCAUAUGCAGCUAUCUUGCAGUCUCUUUAACUUCCCACUCUCCAGUAUUAUACACUUACACAUGCGAAGACUUCCCUCCCAUUCAUUAUCUGCUUUGUAUUCUCAUGACACUUUUCCUUUAAAACAUAGUUACUGGUACAUGCUUCAUUAUGAGUUAUUUAUAGUAAGGUUCCAUCCACUUUGAGUUCAGUACAUUUUGAUACCUGUUGAGCAGGAACAGACACCAUUUAUUGAUAUUUUCCUAGUAAUAUAUACCAGUUUGAGGAGAUACUGCCAGCAACUGUACCUGUGCAUACUAUUUUUUCUAUAGUGCCUUACCGUACACUGUAUAGUGGAAACAAACUGACUGUUACACUCUAAAUUCUGCUUAUCAUUUGUAUAUUUUUGGUAAAUUGAACAUCAAACACAUCAUUAUAAAAAGAAAGUUGUUGUUAUUGUAAUGUUUUCAGUGAAUUAUUUGAACAUCUGAACAUUAGAGUUUCUAUAAGUUGUUGUGAGAGAUGUCAUGUAAUUGAUGUUCUUAGUAUUGAUGAAUGCUUGUUUACUAUUGAUCUCAAAAUGGAAACAAAUAUGUAACAUUUGUAAAUACACUGAUGGAAUACAGUGAAGAACAUUCAAAGCCAAAGUUGGUUACAAGAUAACGGCAACAGUAUUUAAUAUUGAUUAAAAUAAAGAAUGCAUUUGACAUGUAUAACAAUAUUUUAGUAGCAUGUAGAGCAACUCCCUAAUGUAUCGUGCAAAGCAAAUAAUCCAUUGUGCAAUAUCUUGCACAAAUGUCUCCUUGUUGCACAUUUUGGCAUGGCAGGUUGACUGUUGUUUGUGGGCAUAAAUUGGAGGUUAGGUGUCACCCAACUGUGUCUCAUUAACUCAAUAGGGCCAGGGACCAGGGUAGAAGUAGUACAUCUAUGUCUACAUCUAUAAUCAGGAAACCACACACAGUGAAGUGCAUGGCAGAGGAUACUUCCCAUUGUACCUCAUGUUAAGGUGUUGUCCUGUUCUGCUCAUGUGUGUGGCAUGGGAAUAAUGACUUCUUAAAUGCUUGUGUACACAUUGUAAUUAGUGUACUGUUUUCAUUGUGGCAGUCUGUGAAAACCAUAUUGUAGCACUGUUGGGAUGCUGCUGAAAGAUUGUCACACAAGGUCCAGAUAUUGUUGAAGGACAGAAGUAACAGGAUACUGAAUAAUGUAUCAUUUUAUGCUCAAGGUAUUUAGGAUAUAUAUCUAAUUCCAUAUGAUUUUCUUAUUUACUACUUAAUUACUAGUGUAUGGCUUGAAUGCUGGGUGUGAACAUAAGUUUUCCUAGCCACUUUAUGCUGACUUGGAGAUGAACGUGAUGUCACUUUGAAACUUCCAUUCAUUUUUCCAGUUUACUCUUGAUAGACACCAUCAGAUAUAUUAUUGUUUUUGAAAUAAUGUCAAGGGAAAAAAUGCUAAAGGAAUGUGAUGAUGUAGAUUCACUUCCACCAAGUUGUUAUUUGUUGUUCAUGUACGUAGCACAAUGUCAAGAGAAAGGUUCCAAUUAAAUGUGAAAAUACUGGCUCACUUCCAGAAAGUGAGUGUUAAUAGAUGUGCAAAUGAACUGAUGUCAAGAGUAUAAGUGGCAAAAAAACACAGAAAACUUACUGUACAUUCAAGCAUACCUUUGAGGGGCAUAGUGACUGAGAUUUCUGCCAGUUUCAGUUCAGUAGAUCGGGAGGCCCUUAUGACCCUCUUGUACAGACUUUUGUAAUGUAUUGAGACUGCACGGAUAGGUUUUGGCUGUUGUGAGAAGUUUCUGUUUCCCACGAUUUCCAGCACUGAUUCCUCACAACCCACACAUUUUGUUCUUGUGCUCAGUAUUUAACUGUCCAUCUGCAACUCCACUACUUGUCCAUGUGUAGAAUAGACAAUUUUUGUUGCCUUCUUGACAUUGCAGAGGCAUAUGUGAUCUGUGCACAAUGGAAAUGCGGACUCAGCUGGUAUCUUUGUGUAAUUAGGCACCAUUAAAUAAAGGACUUUGUUGCAUGUUGUCAUGUUACUCAGUUGCAUGUAGGACAAGUAUCAAAAAAUAAUUACUGCACCUCCUGCGCACACAUAUUAUCUGUUUUACAACUAUUUCAUAUUGGGUGAUGUUCUUCAGUGCAUUUCCAUUUGUGUAUAACAGCAAAAUCAGUGUAGAAAAUGUUUACUAUUUAGUAUGACUAUUUCAGUCAUGCACACAAAUUAUUAUACGUCUGUGAUCACUGUUGUCUUCAAAAUACUAUGAAUGUUGUUUAUAUGAGAGAAAAAUAGGAAAAAAAAUGAGAAGAAACCAUUUCACAAUUUCAUUGUGAUCAGCUUAUGAAAUUUCCCUAUUUUAUUUUAUAGCUCUAUUCAACUGCGUCAAAAAGAUGGACCAAAUUCUAUGUUGCUUAAGUCUAGUAUUUAAGUGGUGCUGUCAGCAGAGAAUAAUCUGUGAUAUGUUGUAUGGAUUAUAUUCCACAGUAUUGUUAUUGUCUUAUUCAGAGUGUGAUCCUUUGAUGUUUCACAUUUAUAAAUUCUGCUGUGAUGUGCUAAUUCAAGCAAAAAAUAAAGUAACAAAUAAAAUAUGAUAGCCACAUCUUUAUUGCCCUAAAAGCUUUUGAUGUGCCAGUUGAGUGGCCAUCUUCAUAUGAGUAGUGUAUGUAUAAAUUUUUAAUAACACUGUCUUUUACAUAUUCCUGACACUCAAACUCCGCUAAAAAUGUCCAUUAUGAAGUAAGUUAUUCAGUUUGUACCUUUUUAAGACUGUGAUUCAGUUGUGUUUCUAACAACUGUUAUACCUUUUCAAGGAGGAACUCGUGAUGUGUUUUUAGUCACUGUCAUAAUAAAUCAGUAAUUAUGUUUAUAAAAAUGUUAUUUGAAUUUAUUGCAGAAAUAUCAUGUAUUUUCCCAGCACAGAAGAUAAUAAAGUUGAUUCUCUGGAA
Molecule: messenger RNA, 8525 nt
Organism: Schistocerca americana (American grasshopper)
Lineage: Eukaryota; Metazoa; Arthropoda; Insecta; Orthoptera; Acrididae
Gene: Pgant6
Product: N-acetylgalactosaminyltransferase 6
Exons: 12
Coding region: 516-2324 (602 amino acids)
Cellular component (GO): Golgi apparatus
Source: RefSeq, a predicted model, not a curated record